AUGGCGCCCGCGCAACCCGAACUCAAAAGGUAUCUUGAGACUCGCUUCCGCAAAACCAGCUCCGCUUGGAGCGGGCAGCUUUUGACCCCCUCGACGUGCGGGCCAGCGCCAUGCCAGUACUCCGCUGACGCUACGUUGCAGUAUCUCGACAAGAGGCUAUUUGUCCAGCUCAAUGGAAGCCGCAAGGUCAUUGGAGUUCUCCGAGGUUACGAUGUCUUCCUCAACAUUGUCCUCGAUGAGGCUGUCGAGGAGAAGGAGGGAGGAGAGAAAGUCAGGCUGGGCAUGGUAGUUGUCCGCGGAAACUCGGUCGUGAUGCUUGAAGCGCUUGAGAGGAUCGGUGGCGAUGAUCGCGGCGGUCGAUAA
This is a messenger RNA of Parascedosporium putredinis, 363 nucleotides long. NCBI's taxonomy places the organism in Eukaryota, Fungi, Ascomycota, Sordariomycetes, Microascales, Microascaceae. The record is from the annotation of a GenBank genome assembly.